Macadamia integrifolia is the source of this 1332-nucleotide messenger RNA. RefSeq names its product probable prolyl 4-hydroxylase 7. The coding region runs from base 190 to 1140 and encodes 316 amino acids. Gene Ontology annotation, cellular component: endoplasmic reticulum. Lineage: Eukaryota; Viridiplantae; Streptophyta; Magnoliopsida; Proteales; Proteaceae. The record is from RefSeq and is a predicted model, not a curated record. Gene Ontology annotation, biological process: peptidyl-proline hydroxylation to 4-hydroxy-L-proline. Gene Ontology annotation, molecular function: L-ascorbic acid binding; procollagen-proline 4-dioxygenase activity; iron ion binding. The transcript is spliced from 8 exons.
AGACUUUGAAAGUGGAAUUGUAGAAAAGCGUAAACGGAAAACUUCCUUCCGCGUGGACUUUGUUCUACUACCUUCUAUAGGAGACCAUAGGAAUCCUCCGGUGCCCUCUCCUUCCUCUUCUCCAAAGGCAGGCACCACCACUACCAACCCUCCAACCCUCCCAACGACAGUGACCACAGACCAAUUUUAAUGGCUUUUCGUGUUUUCCUUCCUCUGGCGUUCAUCUUUCUCUUCUCAUUCCCCACCUUCUCUCACGCAUCCCUUCGAGUACCAAAAUGGUUGAACGAAAAUAAAAUAGGUGGAUCGGUUCUUCAAUUCAAGAAUGGUGCUCCUUUCGCCGGUUUUGACCCCACAAGGGUCACCCAACUAUCUUGGCAUCCCAGGGCUUUUUUAUAUGAGGGAUUUCUGUCAGCAGAGGAGUGUGACCACCUCAUUAAUCUGGCGAGAGAUAAGCUGGAGAAAUCGAUGGUCGCGGAUAAUGAUUCGGGGAAGAGUAUCAUGAGCGAAGUGCGGACGAGCUCUGGCAUGUUUCUUAGUAAGGCACAGGAUGAAGUAGUGAAAAGAGUUGAGGCAAGGAUUGCUGCUUGGACCUUCCUUCCUGAAGAAAAUGGGGAGUCGAUGCAAAUUUUGCACUACGAAAAUGGCCAGAAGUAUGAACCACAUUUCGAUUAUUUUCAUGACAAGGCCAAUCAAGCACUUGGAGGCCAUCGAGUUGCAACAGUACUCAUGUACUUAUCUGAUGUUGAGAAGGGUGGGGAGACUGUAUUCCCCAACUCGGAGGGUAAAAUGGUUCAACCUAAGGAUGAUUCCUGGUCUGAAUGUGCAAAAAGUGGUUAUGCAGUGAAACCAAAGAAAGGUGACACAUUGCUGUUCUUCAGCCUUCAUCCUGAUGCAACAACUGAUCCAUUGAGCUUGCAUGGGAGCUGUCCUGUAAUUGAGGGGGAGAAGUGGUCUGCAACAAAAUGGAUUCACGUAAGGUCCUUCGAAUUUACAAAGCACUUUGGAAGUGGAGAUUGUGUUGAUGAAAAUGAGAAUUGCCCCCGAUGGGCUGCAGCUGGGGAGUGUGAUAAGAAUCCAAAAUAUAUGGUGGGCUCUGGAGACUCCAAUGGAUUUUGUAGGAGAAGUUGCAACGUUUGCUAGUCAUAGCGAUUCUUCAUCCUAGAGUUUGUAUGUUGCGUUGGGAUUACUUCCUUACUGUAUAUAACCUCAAUCGUAAGUGGCUGGCAGAUUUAACUUUUUGAUUUGCAAGAUGAGAGCUCUUUCUGCCUAUGAGAACAUAGUCCAUGUAUGAAGUGAUUCCUGAAAUGAAAUAAAAAGUGCCUAUGAUGAAAA